Protopolystoma xenopodis is the source of this 562-nucleotide messenger RNA. The record is from the annotation of a GenBank genome assembly. Lineage: Eukaryota; Metazoa; Platyhelminthes; Monogenea; Polystomatidea; Polystomatidae.
CCGUUAUGGCCGUCAGGAGUCGCUAAGUCGCGAACGCACAGCCCUCUUUUAUAUCCGUCCGCCCCGUCCAGGCGCCUACAGGCUGCUCAUCUACGCCAAACUACAGCAACAUGCACAGACCUCGGCCUCUUCUGCCUCCAGCUCGUUGAACGACUCGCCUCGGGCGCUCUCGCUGACUGGCCUCUCGGACGUGGCCAGUGCUCAUGGCGGCGGCGGAGGUGGAGCUGCUGCCAAUGGCAGCUUGACCACCUCUGGGGUCGGAAGCGGACCAUACAGCGCGGUCUGCGAGUACCGUCUUAUGGCGCGUUUCACACGCAAUCAAUCUCUGCCUCCCUUUCCUCCAUGCCAUAACGCCAGCUACGGACCCAACGAGGUGAGCACCGGCCGAUUCCAGCUGAACCCCGCCAAUUUGUGGGGACAUCCUAAAAUGGUCACACGUCUGUCUGCAUGUCCAUAUGUAUAUAUGUAUGUAUGCAUGUAUCUAUGUAUGUAUGUCUGUCUGUCUAAGAGGUGUAUUCACUUUAUUCCGUCUAAGCUGAUGUAUUCACCCCAUUUCGUUUAA